Molecule: messenger RNA, 167 nt
Organism: Acaulospora colombiana
Lineage: Eukaryota; Fungi; Glomeromycota; Glomeromycetes; Diversisporales; Acaulosporaceae
Source: the annotation of a GenBank genome assembly
GACACGCCCAUGCCGUCCCUUCGCAAGCUGGAAGUAUCGAGGCAAAGUCGCAGCCUGAUAGGCAUAACAAGGAUGAUCAUGACAAUGGCGAGGAUAGCGAUGAUCCUUGGAUCCCCGGCGCAUUCAUCUGGGACAAGAUCAUGCACCACCACCACAAGAAGCGAUGA